AGAGUUGUGGUUUCUCUUUCAUUUCCAGCUCUCAAACUUUCGUUUCUCUAGCUUGGAGUCGAAAAUACCUUGAAGUUCUGGACUGGUACCUGAGCAGAAGUACGAGGAAUCAGGACAGUCACACAUAGGAUCACAGCAACUAUGGCUUCAGAAUUCAUAAUGAAUUUAAAGGAGGAGGUGACCUGUCCUAUCUGUCUGGACCUGAUGGUGGAACCCGUGAGUGCAGAUUGUGGUCAUAGCUUCUGCCGAGCCUGCAUCACGCUGAACUAUGAAUCCAGCAAAUGCCACGUGGGAGAGUUCAUUUGCCCUGUGUGCCGAGUUAGUUACCUGUUUAGAAAUCUGAGGCCUAAUCGACAUGUGGCCAACAUAGUAGAGAGGCUCAAAGAGUUCAAGUCCAGCCCAGAAGAGGAGCAGAAGGUAGCUUGCUGUGCAAGCCAUGGAGAGAAACUCCAGCUCUUCUGUAAGGAGGACAUGAUGGCCAUCUGCUGGGUUUGUGAGCGAUCUCAGGAGCACCAUGGUCACCAAACAGCUCUCACUGAAGAGGUGGUCAAGGAGUACAAGGAGAAGCUGCAGGUAGUUCUGCAAAAGCUGAUGACAGAUAAGAAUGAAUUUGACACCUGGAAAGAUGACCUUCAGAAGGAGAGAACUUACUGGGAGAAUCAAAUACAGAAAGAUGUGAAAAAUGUUCAGUCAGAGUUUAAACGAAUGAGAGAUAUCAUGGACUCUGAGGAGAAGAAUGAAUUGGAGAAGCUGAUGCAAGAGAAAGGAGACAUUAUCAACAGCCUGGCAGAGUUUGAAAAUGAGCAUGCUCAGCAGAGCAAAUUGCUAGGAGACCUCAUCUCAAGUGUGGAACAUCACUUACAGUGCUCAGCCAUGGAAAUGCUGCAGGGUGUGGAGAACAUCAUAAAAUGGAGUCAGACUUUUUCGGUGAGGAAGCCCAAAACCAUCCCCAGGGAACAAAGAAGAGUGUUCCGAGCCCCUGAUCUGCACAGUGUGCUGCAAGUGGUGCAAGAGGUCUCAGAGGCCCAACGCUACUGGGUUCGAGUGACGCUGGUUCAAAGCAACAAUCCAAACGUUGUCAUUACUGAUGAAAGACAAGUACGAUAUGAAGACCACCAACCAAGAAAUUUUGCACAUGAGCGUGAAAACUGUCAUGAAGGCGUCCUGGGAUACCCAGCUAUCCAAUCAGGAAAACAUUACUGGGAAGUCGAUGUGUCAGGAAAAGGUUCUUGGGUUCUGGGAUUAAGUGAUGGAAGCUACCUCUUCAAUCCAUUAUUUCGUUCAAACGCUGAGAGAUACUCUCUGUUUUCUUUGAGAAGUAGUAAUGAUUCACAUUACCAACCUAAAUAUGGCUUCUGGGUUAUAGGGCUGUGGAGCAACUCUGUGUACAAUGCUUUUGAGGAGCAUGCUUUCACAGGCAAGCCCAACGUCUUGACCCUGUCUCUGAUGGUCCCACCCCAUCGUGUUGGUGUUUUCCUUGACCAUGCAGCCGGCACUCUCUCAUUUUACAAUAUUUCCAACCACGGAACUCUGAUCUACAGAUUCUGUAAAGAUUCCUUUCCGGAUAAGGUUUUUCCUUAUUUUAAUCCCAUGGGAAGUUUAGAGCCAAUGACAGUAUGCUGGCCAGACUCUUGAGCUUUGCCUGUUUCUGUGCAGGAUUUCUGGCUCUGAUGUGUGUCAUAUGCCUGAGCUCAUUAGUACCAUUUUAUCUUUUUUUUUUUCUAUCUCUAGUCUUUCUGUGUGAAUGUCUUUCAUUGGUAAAUAGGAUAUAUUCAUUUCUCUAGGCUAUAUUCUUCUCAGUUUCUUGGGAUUUUUUUGAUUUUUUUUUUUUU
Molecule: messenger RNA, 1832 nt
Organism: Mastomys coucha (southern multimammate mouse)
Lineage: Eukaryota; Metazoa; Chordata; Mammalia; Rodentia; Muridae
Product: tripartite motif-containing protein 12A-like
Exons: 8
Coding region: 142-1635 (497 amino acids)
Molecular function (GO): zinc ion binding; protein binding
Source: RefSeq, a predicted model, not a curated record